AUGAGUUUCAACAAAUUUAACGAGAAAAAAAGAUACUUUAAUAUGCAUGGGGAAAAUACAAACUCAGGAAACAUCAACUCUCAAAUACCUCCACCACCCCCAAAUCCACAAAAUGAUAAUUCCCUCCUUAUACCUCAAAAUCCUUUUGCUAAAAAACCAGGAUAUUCUCACAAUAUGAACAGAUAUAAUUAUAGAAAUAAUAAUAAUAAAAGAUAUAUAAAAAAAAAAAAACAUUUUCAUAAUUUUCCAAAAAAUUCAAAUAAUGAAUGUAUUCAUCUUAAGGAAGCAUUAGUAAACCCAUGGCUCCAUUUAUAUAAAAAACAUCCAGACUUUAAUUUUGCUUAA
This is a messenger RNA of Plasmodium vinckei vinckei, 345 nucleotides long. RefSeq names its product conserved Plasmodium protein, unknown function. NCBI's taxonomy places the organism in Eukaryota, Apicomplexa, Aconoidasida, Haemosporida, Plasmodiidae. The transcript has a single exon. The record is from RefSeq and is a predicted model, not a curated record. The coding region runs from base 1 to 345 and encodes 114 amino acids.